Sorghum bicolor (sorghum) is the source of this 2864-nucleotide messenger RNA. RefSeq lists its product as uncharacterized. NCBI's taxonomy places the organism in Eukaryota, Viridiplantae, Streptophyta, Magnoliopsida, Poales, Poaceae. Gene Ontology annotation, cellular component: mitochondrion. The coding region runs from base 69 to 1052 and encodes 327 amino acids. The record is from RefSeq and is a predicted model, not a curated record. The transcript has 3 exons.
ACAAGGUCUUUUCCCUCCACUCCCGGCCUCCUCCCUCCACUCCCGGCGACCUCGCCGCCGCCGUGGCCAUGGACCGGUGGACCGGCGUCCUCCACGUCCCACUUUCCCGAGGCGGACCCCUCUUCCGCGUCGCCGCCUCACUCCUCCUCUCGCCCGCCAAAACGCUCGCCCAGGUUCCACGGGUCAACGCGAUCCUUUUCACGGGCGACCGCGUCCGCGGCACCGGCGAUCCGGCGAUCGAACGGCUCUCGGACGCCGCCCACCUGGCUGGGGUCCUCGCUGCGAAGCUCCCUGUGGAGACCAAUGCGUGGGUGGUCGACGCCGCAUGCUUUGCUGGGUCAUUUGCGGUGUACCGGGAACUUGUUCCGACCGUGGACGGCGCCGGAGACCCCAAGGGGUAUGACCCCACUGGCCUUCCGGCCGCUGCCGGUGUUGCCAACAUCCUUGCACACAGCAUCGGUGAGAUACAAAAUCGGUUCUUGGGGUUCUCAGCAAAGGAUUCGGCAGCCAAUCAGCAUCCUUCAGAAUCAUUAUCAUCCUACUCUCCUCCUAGGACUAUCAUCCUUGGCUUCAGCAAGGGUGGAGUUGUUGUCAACCAACUUGUGACAGAACUUUCUCGUUGGGCAUCAGAGUCAAUGAAAAACACAGUUGAUAUUUCAAGACCAAACCCAUCGCAUUUGACCGAGAAUCUCUUGGUUCCUACUUCAAAUAGUGAUGUGUUAUCAAGUAUUUCUGAAUUCCACUAUGUGGAUGUUGGCCUCAACUGUGCUGGAGCAUACAUAACUGAACAUGCAGUGAUCAAGAGGAUAUGCGAUUAUGUUGUACAUGCUGAUAAGAACCUCCGCUUUGUCCUUCAUGGUACUCCAAGGCAGUGGUCUGAUCCGAACCGAACAUGGAUCCGGAAGGAGAAAGACAUAAUGCUCCAGGUACUUCGAGAUGAGGCUCAGAGGAGUGAGCGAAGACUUGUGUCAUCUGAGAAGGUGUAUUUUGAGGGUAGACCUCGCAGCCUGCUGAUGCAUUUUGAGAUUUUGGAAGCAAUGGAUAUAAGCUGAUACUCAAUACGUACAGGUUUUAGCCUUGUAUUUUAUCCAAACAUUUGCUACAGAUAAUGUAAUGUGAAUAUACUUCAGGGGUCUUAGAUGCUUUUCUUCAUGCUGAAUUCAAGGUAGUGACAUUCUGUUAUUUGUCUUUUACAAGGUAGUGGAUUCUGUGCUGUGGUUAGAUUUCCUAAUGCAGGAACUGUGGGGGAAAUGGUAUUUUUUCUACUUUUAAGUAAUUAACGUGCUAUUCAAAGCUUUAAGCUGCUAUUGUAACACUCCUGAACUAAUCUGUAUUGAAUAUACCUUGGAUUUUCUAUUGGGAUAACAUGGUGCCACUUUAAUAACUGGAUGACAAACUAGUUUGUUUCCUUCUUUGUUCUAAGAAUAUUGACUGAGCCUCACUCAUUUGGUUCACAUUUGAUGACAUUAGCAAAUGUUCCUCUAAUUUUCCUUGCUGAGAUAAUGCUUAGGUACUGAUGACAUAAUGCUCCAGUUAAUUUGUGUAAUACACUGUUGCUUGAUAAAUUCAACCAUUGGCGUUGGUAAUGGACAAAACCUGCUGACCGGUGUAAUAUUACUAGAGUGCUCAAACUAGAUUCUUGCUUUCUUUAACUCGAAAGUUAUUUCUUAUCAACAUUUUUUUUUUUUGCAUACUGGGACAUUUAGAAGAUCCCAUCAUUUCAAUAUUUUCCAUGCUGUUAUUUUUUCGAAAGGCUGAAUUUUCAUUCCAUGCUGUUAUUAUGUUGACAUAUUGUGUUUAUACGGUUUUGAAUUUUUCUAAUGUUUCUGACCUAUACUGAAGCAUCCCAGUCCCAGCUGUAUUUGUUUUCUGAAGUAAUCCUUGCUGUAUAUUCUUUUUUAGGUAAACCUGUUUGAAUUUUCAUUCAGUAACUUUCUUGUAACCAUGCCAUCAUGGUAAACUUCAUACUAUAAAACUCUGUGCUUUUUCAUCCUCUUUAAUCUUUUCCCCACAUAUUAUGUGAUUAACAGAUACAAAAUUUGUUCUUGGAGUUCUCAGCAAAGGAUUUGGCUGUCAGUCAGCAUUCUUCAGCAUCGUUGUCAUCCUACUCUCCUCCUAGGACUAUCAUCCUUGGCUUCAGCAAAGGUGGAGUUGUUGUCAACCAACUUGUGACAGAACUUUCUCGUUGGGCAUCAGGAUCAGUGAAAAACACGGUUCAUGUCUUGAGACCAAAUCCAUCGCAUUUGACCCUGAAUCUCUUGGUUCCUACUUCAAGUAGUGAUGUGUUAUCAAGUAUUUCUGAAUUCCACUAUGUGGAUGUUGGCCUCAACUGUGCUGGAGCAUACAUAACUGACCAUGCAGUGAUCAAGAGGAUAUGGAUUAUGUUGUACAUGCUGGUAAGAACCUCUGCUUUGUCCUUCAUGGUACUCCAAGGCAGUGGUCUGAUCCGAACCGCUCAUGGAUCUGGAAUGAGAAAGACAUAAUGUUCCAGGUGCUUCGAGAUGAGGCUCAGAGGAGUGAGCGAAGACUUGUGUAAUCUGAAAAGUUGUAUUUUGAGGGUAAACCUAGCAGCCUGCUGAUGCAUUUUGAGAUUUUGGAAGCGAUGGAUAUAAGCUGAUACUCGAUCCGUAAAGCUUGUAGCCUUGUAUUUUCUCCAGAGCAUUUGCUACAGAUAAUACAAUGUGAAUAUACUUCAGGAGUCUUAGAUGCUACUUUCCUUCAUGCUGAAUUCAAGUUAGUGCCAUUCCGUUAGUUGUCUUUUCCAAGAUAGUGCAAGAGAAGUCAUAGUUGACGAUCAAAAACAGUUGAAUACCUCAAAUUGAAAUGAUCUUAUAGGAAUACUUAUGUGAGGUUCUUUGUCUGAA